Molecule: messenger RNA, 3828 nt
Organism: Chenopodium quinoa (quinoa)
Lineage: Eukaryota; Viridiplantae; Streptophyta; Magnoliopsida; Caryophyllales; Amaranthaceae
Exons: 3
Coding region: 1-3828 (1275 amino acids)
Molecular function (GO): nucleic acid binding; RNA-DNA hybrid ribonuclease activity
Source: RefSeq, a predicted model, not a curated record
AUGAUGUUUAGUGAUGUUAGUAAGUUAGUUUCUAAGUUUACUCCUAACUUUUCUUGUGGAGUAGACUCGGUUGGUACAAAAGGGGGGUUAGCGUUGUUUAGUUGGUAUUUGGGGGAUGUUUUUUGUGUAGCUUCUUCCCCAAAUUUUAUCUUUUGUAAUGUUGGUGACAUUAGUGGAAGUAGUAGGCACAUUUUGUUUUUGUAUGGGGCUUCGAAAGUUGAAGAUAGAGCUAGUGUUUGGGAGGAAAUUUCAACUCUUAUUGCUACUAUUCCUAAUGUCUUGGUGAUGGGAGAUAUUAAUCAACUUGAAUACUAUAGUGACAAAUUGGGGGGUGCUUCUUUAAUUAAGGGGUUGGAUGUAUUUUUGGAUUGGAGAUUCCAAACUAAUUUAUUAGAAGUACCUUUCUCGGGACCCCGAUACACUUGGUCAAAUAAGAGAUUGGGGGUGGAUUUGAUUAUGGAAAGAUUGGAUAGAGCCUACUCUUCAUCACAAUGGUUCAAUGAUUUUCCGGAUGGACGGGUUGUCCAUGAACCAAUUACGGUCUCGGAUCAUGCGGCGAUUAUAUAUGACACUAACAACCAAGUGACAAAGUCUAAUAGGCCUUACCAAAUUGAGACUUGGUGCUUAGUUUUUCCGGAAAUUAAGGGCUUCAUAGAUGAGGUGUGGAGUACUCAUUGUACGGGUUCAGUUAUGUACAAAUUUCUGCAAAGGUCGAAAUGGCUGCGUAAUAAAAUCAAAAGGUGGUGCCUAGACAACAAAAAAGUGUGGGGGAUAAAUUGGAGGAAGUUUUCUGCAGAUUUGUCAGUGCAGGGUGAGAAGGUGACUACUUUGGAUCAAGGAAGUAGGUAUGUGGAGGCAAUUAACGACACGAUCAUUCAUAGUAGUCUAGAGUUUAGGUAUUGGCAACAACGAAUGAAGGAUAAAUGGAUAAAGGAGGGCGACAUUUCAUCAAAGAUGAUGUAUGGUAGGGUGAAGCACCGACAGAAAAGGAGGGAGAUCAUUACCCUUAGAACGAAUGAGGAUGAGUGGAUUCAAGGUCAGAAUAAUUUGGAAGCUCUCAUUAUAAAUAGCUUGAAAGAAGUUUAUAACCCGCCGAUGGUAGUUGAGGAAAUAAUGAAUGAUAACAUUGGCUUGGUGUUAAGAGAGUUGGAGUUACCUCCUAUAGAUUCAACGGAUGCGGCUUCUUUAGUCAAGCCUUUUUCACACCAAGAGAUCAGGAAGGCGAUGUUCUCUAUUCACAAUCUUAAGGCGCCAGGCUAUCUACUAAAGGAACUUAACGCUUCCAUUCUUGUUAUGAUUCCAAAAGUGGAGUACCCGGAAUUACCAACACAGUUCAGGCCUAUUAUUUUAUGCAAUACUAUCUAUAAAUGCAUAGCUAAAUGCUUGGUAAAUAGAAUGAAGCACCUAUUACCAAACCUGAUUUCGGAGUUUCAACAUGCUUUUGUUCCGAGAAGAUAUAUUGAGGAUAAUGUAAUGCUGAGCCAUGAAUUGCUUCAUUUGGUUAACACUAGUGACGGUGAGUCCACAAAAAUGGUGAUUAAAUUGGAUAUGUCCAAGGCUUAUGAUCGGGUGAAUUUGACUUUCCUUCUGAGAAUUCUAAAGGCUUAUGGGUUUCCAGAAAAGUGGAUUCAGUGGAUUUCACAGUGCAUCUCAACGGUUUCUUAUAAGACUCUCAUCAAUGGCCAGAUUUCGGAAAUGUUUAAACCGGAUUGUGGCUUGAGGCAAGGUGAUCCCCUUUCACCCUACCUCUUUCUCUUUUGUAUGGAUAUUUUAUCUCGUAUGCUUACUAUGGCUGAGCACAUCAAGAAAAUCAAGGGACUCAGGGUCACGAGGCGCUCUCCUUCGAUUACACAUCUUUUUUUCGCAGAUGAUGCAAUGUUAUUCUUACAUGCAACUCCUACCUCUUGUCAUCAUGUGAUAGAUAUUUUGUCUAAGUUUGGUGAGAUCUCAGGGCAACAGCUGAACUUGAACAAAUCUUUCGUAAAGUUUAGUAAACAUGCUCAAUUGGAGGAGGUGGAUGUUCUAAAAGGGAUUUUGAAGGUAGGUCAGGUCUCUGUGAUGGAAAAACAUUUGGGGGCCCCCAUUGAUUUUACGGCUAGGAAGUUGGAUGCUUUUAAAUAUUUGAUUGAUAAGGUGGCUACUAGAACCCUCUCUUGGGCAGCUCUGAAUUUGUCACAAUCAGUGAAACUAAUUCUGAUUAACACUGUGCUGAUUAGCAUUUCCGCACACGUGAUGAAGUGCUUUAAGUUACCAGUUGCGGUCACAAAUAGGAUAGACUCUCUAAUUACUCGUUUCUGGUGGGGAAAUAAGGGAGAGAAGGGCAUGUACUGGGUAAAGAAAAGGAUUAUUCAAAGACCGAAGGGUAUGGGUGGUCUUGGUAUAAGAUCUAUGUCCUAUUUGAAUGACGCUCUUCUGUUCAAACAGGUAGCACGAAUGCACUGCAACCCACAGUUAUUAGUGGCUAGAUCUAUGGAGCCUACUCAUAGUUGUUCCUUGUGUACGGGGGAGUCUAGGAUGGAUCUUAAGGGUGGUGCUUCGUGGGGUAGGUGUGGUUUAUUUAAUGUGGCAAAUAAGGUUGUAAAGGGCUAUAAUUGGAAGAUCGGGAAUGGGGAUAGAGUGAAAGUCGCAAAUAUGAGAUGGGUGCAAGGUUCAGUUCCGGUUUUCAAUUCUGAUCAACCCCUGAGGGGGGUGGGCUUGGAGAGAGUGAAAGAUUUAAUAUCCCGUGAUACUAAAUCUUGGAAUGUAGCAUUGAUAAGACAAAAGUUUGAAUGGAGCACAGCGCAGAAGAUUUUGGAAAUGGAGCUACCUUCAACUGAGGAGACGGAUAGACUAUACUGGGGUAGCCAUGCUUCAGGAGUUUAUACUGUGAAAACAGGUUAUGCUUUUCUAAUGAAUGAGUUAUCAGGGCAACAAGAUGCUAGUCUGGAGCAUAGCUUCUACCGACUAAUCUGGAAGCUAAACAUCCCACCGAAAUGGAGUUUGUUCCUGUGGAAGCUGGUGAUGAAUGGAUUGGCGGUUAAGGGUAAUUUAGCCCGGAGGGGAAUUGAUAUAGCUGAUCAUUGUGACUCUUGUGAAAUUGAUGAAUCUACUCCUCUGAGACACUGGAUUCAACAUUAUAUCCUGCUUUUUCAUAGCGAGGAUGGAAAGAAGAGUGACCAUGUACCAACGUUUAUUGGGGUACUUUGGAGCCUCUGGUUAACAAGAAAUGGAAGAAUCUUUCGAAAUGAAGGAGGUUAUCUGGUAGAUUUGUUUAGGAAUUACAAUCUGGCAAUGAAAGAACUCUCAGUUUGGCGCAAAUUAGAGGGAGGAGAUGUCAUAAGAGGGAAAGAGACAUUGGCUCAUAAUUUCCCACCGGGGUUUGAGCGGGUCAACAUAGGAUGUGCUACGGAUGACAUUAGUACCCCUACAGAUUCAAGGAUAGAAAUGGUUAUCAAGGUGGAUGGCUCCUGGAGCAAGAGAGAUGGGAAUGCAGGGGCGGGAUGGGCUUACUCAGUGAAUAACCAAGCUUUUAGUACAGGUGGUGGGGAUUAUGGAAGGGCCCUUUCCCCUCUACAUGCCGAGCUUUUAGCUUGUGUGGCUGCUCUAAGGUGGACCCGAAUGAAAGGAAAACGACGAAUUGUAUUGUUCACUGAUUCUCUUGCGACAGUUCAACUGAUCAAACAUCCGAGAAGAAGGGAAUUGCGUCUACUAUGGACAAUUCAAGACUUAUUGCAGGAAGGGCAACUGUUUCAAACUUGUCUAAUCUGGAAAGUUAGCAGGGAUCAGGUGGCUGAGGCACAUGACAUUGCUACUAGAUGUAGAGUAGAUUUAUUAAGCUUUUCUAUUUAG